Messenger RNA from Malassezia globosa CBS 7966, 1728 nucleotides. RefSeq lists its product as uncharacterized. The transcript has a single exon. The record is from RefSeq and is a predicted model, not a curated record. Bases 1 to 1728 code for a protein of 575 amino acids. Gene Ontology annotation, molecular function: amino acid transmembrane transporter activity. Gene Ontology annotation, cellular component: membrane. Lineage: Eukaryota; Fungi; Basidiomycota; Malasseziomycetes; Malasseziales; Malasseziaceae. Gene Ontology annotation, biological process: amino acid transmembrane transport.
AUGACGCUGUUGCAAAAUUGGGUCGAUGGCUUCAAACCCGCCAUUACUGAAGAAGAUUAUGAGCUGCAGUCCGAAAACGAGAAGCGACAUGAAUCGACCUUGAGCUACGAAGGCGAGAAUUCCGAUUCUGUCAACUCGAAAGACAUGAAAAACAUACCAGCCACGAAGCGGCCUAUUCUUAAAAAGAGUUUGAAAAGUCGCCACCUAGCUUUCAUAGCGCUCGGCGGCGGUAUUGGUACAGGUUUGUUCGUCGGCUCUGGCUCCACCUUAGCCCAUGGCGGACCUGGCAGUAUCAUCAUUGACUAUACACUGAUGGGAUUUAUGAUAUUGACUGUUUUGUUCGCGCUGGGAGAACUUGCAUCUCUAUACCCUCUCCCUGGUGCAUUUAGUGCAUACUCACGACGCUUUGUUGAUCCUGCGCUUGGCUUUGCUAUUGGAUACAACUACCUUAUGCAAUGGCUAGCUACCUUCCCAUUGGAAUUCACUGCUGCUACUAUUGUAAUCUCUUAUUGGAACAAGGAUGAAUCAAUGCCCAAUGGUGCCAUUGUGGCAAUCUUUUGGGUGUUCAUAAUCAUUUUGAACCUAUUCGGUGCGAGAGGCUAUGCUGAGUUUGAAUUUUGUGCGACCUCAUUGAAAAUGCUUACUUUGAUCGGCUUCAUUAUUUGUGCCGCAGUCAUUGAUUGCGGAGGUGCGCCGAACGGUGGCUAUAGGGGUGCCGGUACUUGGUACAACCCUGGCGCUUUUAAUAACAAUUUCAAGGGAUUUUGCAGUGUGCUUACAACGGCCGCUUUUGCCUUUACAGGAACAGAAGUGCUGGGUCUUGCGGCGGCUGAGUCAAGCAAUCCUCGAAAGUUCAUGCCACGUGCAUGCAAAUUGGUUAUGUAUCGUGUGAUCGUUUUCUAUGCCUUGUCCCUCUUCAUGGUCACGCUGCUUGUACCAUACGAUCAUCCUAUGCUAACGGUCGGAAAGAGUGGGAAUAACCCGAACAGCUCACCGUUUGUUCUCGCGAUCAAAUCCGGUGGAAUCAGGGUUCUCCCCGAUAUCGUGAAUGCAGUCAUCAUGUUGUCUGCCAUUUCGGUAUCCAAUUCGGCUGUUUUUGCUGCCAGCCGAACACUUCAUGCUCUUGCCGGUCAAGGAAUGGCACCUCAAAUAUUUACGUAUGUGGAUCGUGCGGGUCGCCCAUUGGUAGCUGCCAUACUGAGUCUUUUGUUCGGCGCGCUGGCCUUCAUGGUUUAUGUCGGUGAUGAUCAUGGCGCUGAGGUCUUCAAUUGGCUCUUGGCCAUUUCCGGUCUCUCUAUCUUAUUCACUUGGGCUUCUAUCUGUCUUUCACACAUACGCUUCCGUGCUGCAUGGGUUCGGCAGGGUCGUCCAUUAGCUGGCAUUCCCUGGCAGUCACCAUUGGGCGUGUAUGGAAGCUACAUUGGACUAAUCUUCAACGUAUUAGUGGUCAUUGCACAGUUCUACAAUUCUGCCUUUCCCAUUGAUGAAGGUGAUCUGACAUCUGACAGGCGCGCUUAUGAGUUUUUCUUGGGUAUGAUUUCACUGGUUGUUUUCUUGGUUUUCUUUUUCGCAUACAAAAUUGUUAAACGAACCAGGAUCGUUCCGCUAGAGGAAAUUGAUCUUGACUCGGGAUUGCGGGAGGUCGAGCCUAUGGAAGUUUUAGAACAAGAACGCGCUCAAAUACGGUCUCUACCUCUGGGAAAAAGGUUGCUUCACAUCUUUUUCUAG